AUGUCAACACAGGAUUCACUCAGGAUCAUCGACAAGCGACAAACUAUCUCAGGGACAGAGUACCUGUUAAACUCUGGAGAAUGGAUAGCGUCGUCAACGUCCCGCAUCAUCAACCCAGAGCUGGUCGAACUCUACGAAUAUCUUCACAAUUCGGGAUUCCGGAAAGAGGGCUCUCAGGAAAUCAGUGCGGUAGCAACACCGGUUUAUACCGAGUCUCCCAGCCAGUAUGCAAAUCAAAUUGCCCACUUGUCGAUUGACCAGGAGGAGGAGGAGGAGGACGACGAAAAUCGCGACAGCAUUUCAACACCACCUCCAAGCAAAAAGCCUCGAAUUGCAGUGUUGCGGAGAGAGGAGUCAAUGGGGCUGAGCCAGCUUUCGAUUGAGUCAAUGUCGAAUGAUGGGGACUCUUCAGAACAGCUGGAGAUUCAAGGUUCAGGACCUGCAUCUCCAAUCACAUCGACCCCUUCGUCGCCCAAGGACCUUGAUCAAAAGUCACCAGAAGAAGAUAUAAGCAGUCGGUCAACGCCCACCUCAGAACCAACGCGAUCUAAAAAAGCUAUGGCGGUCGUGGAAUUCAACAAGAAAACAGAAAAUUUGAUUACCAUCUAUUUCAAGUCUGGACUCGAUGCUACCGGUGUCGAGAUGUUUGAUAUGGUUCUGGGUCCGUUACGGCGUCCAAGCAAGGACUUUAUUGCCGGAUUCUUUUAUGCGGUUAUUCUCUCGCCACUAAUUGACCCUACGACUAUCGAGGCUGCCAUCCACUUGAUGGAUCGUGUUCUCACUCUGCAUGGACCAGAGGCAUUUCAGGCCAUCUGGGAUGUUCAAAAGCGACGCCGUGAGUUUGCUGACGGAUCCAGUUCCUUCUCAAAAGCGUCGUCGCCUUCCGACCAGGAUGACUUCAAGAGCACCAUGAGCUCACGUUCAUCGUCAACAAACAAGAAGCCGCUUACGCUGAAAGAUUUGUCGUCGAAUGCACUUGCUGGGCGGCUCCCAAGCUGGAGCGAUAUCUGGGAUGUGAUCAAGGCCGAGUUUGGACUGGAUACCAAGGAAGAGUCAAAGCAACACAACUCUUUGCAGGAGCACCAGAUCCGGCUACGCCUCCAAGGCAGCGAGGCCGCAGUGGAUAUAGAGCAACCCUCCGAUGACCCGGACGUUGAGAAUCUAGAGGGUCAAGGAGAGAGUAGCAAGGUCACAGAGGAACAGGAAAUUCGCGAGGAAGUUGGACGAGCAAUUGUCAGUUUUCUCCUUCGUGUCCUAGAACAAGAUGCUGUACUCAACAACAUGUCACCGACAUCGUUCUUUUGUCGCGAUGCACUUGCUGUCAGUCGAUACAGCUCCAGUCAUGCUGUUAGACGGACCUUGGAUCUUGCCUUUCAGAUUGUUGGACUCGCUACAUCCUCGCGGUACUUUAAGCUUCAUGCCCGACUCAACCCUACAACUCUCUCGCCGAUAAAACCUCUGGUGAAACCCGCCCGAGCAACAUCUCCAUGGCCAGUUAACGGGCGCUGCACGCUGGACUCAGCAGGGUUGGAGAUUCUUCAACUUGGACAGCAGAUCAUCUUGCUGUUGGUCAGGUUCACCCAGGCUGGAGAGCUGCUUCCUGGGAAAGGUCUGGAGGAGUUGGCGCGUGAGGUGAUUUCUCGGAUGAGCAAAGUCAACAAGGAUCGGAAACUCCCCACGUCUUCUGGAGGUCGGACUGCCUCGUUCGUGUCGCCGUUCUUGUUGGAGAGGUAUGCCCUUGACCAAACGGAGGUUUUUUUGAAGACGUUGAUCCACGGACCUUGUCUGCUAGAAGCUGGUACUGGAUCAGGAGCGAGCGUCAAGUUGAGACGGGAUGCGUUACUAAAUCAGCAGCAGGCCAACAGCGGUGCCAAUAGUGCAACAGCAACAGACCCGGUCAUCCUCGAACACGAUGACAGCACGGGCGUUUUCAAGAGCCAGAUCGGUACUUGUAUGGGAUCCAGCGUCUUUGUCAUGAUCCUUGUUGACUUUUGGUUCCGAACCAACACCACCGCCAGCAACCCAGGCAACAUGCUCAACUUUAAAGUCGUCGUGGAAAAGUAUACCAUGCCUGGCCAGCUCCGCCCAUCUACGUCUGCAUCUACCUCCACGGCGUCUACUCCUAAACCUAACAAGGCCGUUAGGGGAGGAAGAAGAAGAACCCGCGGAAGCAGGACCACUGCUGAUGCUACUUCCCCUGCUGCAGAUGACACGAACCAGGACCUGUCAGACGAUGACCAGCCCAGCUUUGCACAGUGGAACGCCAAGGAUCUGGAGGAGAUCGAAUGGACGGUGAUGAUGACUGAGGUCUUGGUCUGGGCAUGGAUCGAGGCUCGUGGGGUCCGCCGAAAGGAUAUCCAGGACACGGGAUUGGAACAGGUCCUGUUCCCUGAGGAGGUGGGCUCGUCCAGUCUAGAUACAUACCCGGAAUCGGGAUGGCUUCUCAUGUCAGAGGUCUUGGAUGAGGUUGGGGGUACGCUCAAAACUCGGUGGGAGCAGUUGGAAAGUGUCAUUGAGGCUGCCAUCCUGGUGGAGGACCUUGGUCUUCGUUAG
Messenger RNA from Linnemannia hyalina, 2553 nucleotides. The record is from the annotation of a GenBank genome assembly. NCBI's taxonomy places the organism in Eukaryota, Fungi, Mortierellomycota, Mortierellomycetes, Mortierellales, Mortierellaceae.